UCCAGCUAAUCAAAACCAAUAAAAGGUUCAAUCAUUACUAAAAUUUAUCAGCAUAACAGAUAGAAUCACAAAAAAAAAAACAUUCUCUUCAAUUAUUUUGUUUCUGGGUUUUUGAAAAGCUGAUUAAAUUGAGGAUUUUGAAAGGGUUUUUCAUCAAUAAAAAAAUUAAGCAUCAUGGGAAGGGUAAUGAGGAGCUGCAUACAAUCGAUACUGAAAUUAUUAAAUUCUUUGAUAGGAAUGAUUGGUUUAGCAAUGAUGUUGUACGGAGUUUGGCUGAUUAGGGUUUGGCAGAGAGAAAUGGGUGACUUACCCUUUGAUGAUGAUUCUGAUGAUUUUGCUCCUUGGUUCAUUUAUACUUUCCUUGGCCUCGGAGCUGUUUUGUGUGUGAUUACAUGUGUAGGUCAUGUUGCUGCUGAAACUGCUAGUGGUUGUUGCCUUUAUCUAUAUAUGUUGUUUGUCUUUGUUCUCUUUAUGCUCGAGGCUGGAGUGACUGCUGAUGUAUUUCUAAACCGUGACUGGGAAAAGGACUUUCCAAAGGAUCCUACGGGGAGCUUUGAUCAGUUCAAGGAUUUCAUCAGGACAAAUUUUGAGAUUUGCAAAUGGAUAGGCUUGUCAGUUGUGUCUCUCCAGGGAUUGUCAUUCUUGCUAGCAUUGAUACUCAAAGCUCUUGGGCCACACCAAUAUUACAACAGUGAUGAUGAAUUUGCUCCAGACAGAGCUCCACUCCUAAACAAUGCUGUUAUCCCCCCUCCUUACGUUGUUGGCAGUCCUGUUGUUGGAUCCAGAAGUGAUGCUUGGAGUAUAAGAAUAAAUGACAAGGUAAAUCAGUCAAGCAGGUGACGGGAUUUGCCGAAGCCAGGUGUGGAUAUGGAAGAAUCGGGACUCGGAGGCCAAAUGAACAUCAUACUACUGUUAAUGUAUCUGUCAGCAGCUUUAACAUUGGAAUGCAAAACUUAUGGAGGCAUCAAGAAAUUGAAUGCAUGUAAUUGAUGUGAAUGAUGGAGUGGCUAUGCUGUUCUUCCUAGGUUUGGUGUAUAAAGUAUAGUUUGUGAAUUAUACAAAAGACACGAUGCAUGAGUUGUAAAUUAAUCUGUUUGCGUUUCUUUUUCUGCUAA
Molecule: messenger RNA, 1115 nt
Organism: Mercurialis annua (annual mercury)
Lineage: Eukaryota; Viridiplantae; Streptophyta; Magnoliopsida; Malpighiales; Euphorbiaceae
Product: tetraspanin-19
Exons: 6
Coding region: 175-840 (221 amino acids)
Cellular component (GO): membrane
Source: RefSeq, a predicted model, not a curated record